AUGAACAGCUUGAGCCCCCUCCCGGCUCACGCCCUUUUCUUUGUGAUUGGCAUCCAGCUUCACGCAUUCAUUUUCUGCAAGGGUGAAUGGAACACUGCCACCACCAAGUUGAUUAGGAACUUUGCCUUGGGCGUAGGACUGCUUACAGCGUCCCUUAUCCGGCUGGCCCCUGAGACUUUCCAAAGCCAUGCGGCUGCGUUCAAAACAGCAGCUUCUCUUACGGCUUCCCUCAUCUUUGGGACAUACAGUAGCCUACUUGUGUACCGUGCGGCAUUCCAUCGGCUGCAUUCCUUUAAUGGCCCCUUCCUAGCGAGGCUCUCUAAUCUGUGGAUCACCUUAAAAGCAGUCAAAGAAUUACACUUGCAUCUAGAAGUUCAGGAUCUCCACAAGAAAUAUGGCGAUAUUGUGAGGAUUGGCCCAAGCGAACUGUCUAUCAACAAUCCGAAAGCAGUCAUGGAAAUUCACUCUAACCGCUCACCAUGCACCAAAGGUCCGUGGUACGAGUUUAUGCACCCUAGCUAUUCCUUGCAACUUGUUCGAGACAAGCAGGAACACGCACACAGACGUAAGGCUUGGGAUAAAGGGUUCAGCUCUAAGGCCCUUAGAGACUAUGAGUUCCGUGUAGCAGAUUUUACAAAUCAGCUGCUUUCACAGAUUGAUGCACAUACGGGCGAGCCAUUCAAUAUUACGGACUGGUUCAACUUUUAUAGCUUUGAUGUCAUGGGGGACAUGGCUUUCGGGAAGUCCUUCGGGAUGCUCAAGGAGGGCAUUAAGCAUUCCUUUAUGACCUCGUUGCAUAAAGAUAUGCAGUCUCUUGGCAUGUUUAGCCACAUGAUGUGGCUUUUCCCCAUUUUCAAGAAUACACCAAUUCUAAAUGUCAAUACCAAACGAUUUUGGAACUUUGUCAGGUCCCAAGUGGAUGACAGGAUCAAGAACAAACCUGAAUGCCCCGAUGUAUUCUCGUGGAUUUUGGAAGACUUUGAAUCAAUCAAGGAGCCUACACAGCAAGACAUUGACAACCUGUAUGGGGAUUCUCACCUGAUUAUAGUGGCCGGGAGUGACACAGUUGCUACGACGCUUACUUGUCUCUUUUUCGAAAUAGCUCAGAAACCGGACGUCUACAGUCGCCUAAGGGAUGAAAUCGACGACUUUUUCUUACAAAAUGCGGAACCUGAACACUCAGCCCUGUCAAAGCUCCCUUACCUUCAGGCUUGCAUCGACGAAACUUUGAGACUGCACCCCCCAGUGCCGUCGGGCGUUCAGCGAAUGACACCGCCCGAAGGCAUGGAAAUUGACGGAACGUUUAUCCCAGGCAGCACCAUUAUUCAGGUGCCAACAUACACAAUGUUUCGAGGCAAGUUUUAUGAGCGCUUGUUUUCACAGGCAAAUGAGUUCAUUCCCGAGCGAUGGACCGUUCGGCCCGAGAUGGUUAUGGACCCUACGACCUUUGUCCCUUUCAGCACAGGUAAAUAUGCCUGCGUCGGGAAGCAGCUUGGCUUGAUGGAGACCCGGUAG
This is a messenger RNA of Colletotrichum graminicola M1.001, 1515 nucleotides long. RefSeq names its product cytochrome P450. The transcript is spliced from 7 exons. Bases 1 to 1515 code for a protein of 504 amino acids. Gene Ontology annotation, molecular function: monooxygenase activity; heme binding; iron ion binding. NCBI's taxonomy places the organism in Eukaryota, Fungi, Ascomycota, Sordariomycetes, Glomerellales, Glomerellaceae. The record is from RefSeq and is a predicted model, not a curated record.